AAAGUACCAAAACCGCAUCUACGAUUUGUUUAUACAAUAUAUAACAGGAAAAUAUGAAUAUUGUGAAUUACACGUUCAAACAAAUACAGUUUUAGCGUCGUUGUUAUACUGUUCUAGUGAUAAACUGGAAUUUUAUUGAAUUAUGAAACCGAAUGCUGAAAUGACCAUGUGUAUCUUAGUUCUGGUUUUGCUUGUUGUUCCCGAAAGUGUCAGCACAACAGAAGUUUGGUUUCCUGUGUUUAUAGCAUUUUCCGGAAAUGGAAAGCCCGUUCUUGAAGCAUGGAACAACCAGGCAUUGUGUAACGAUCUACCAACAUCGUUCGUUAAUCAGGGCACAAGCCGCCAUUUAAGAAAUAGAAUUAUCGAUAAUUGGGGUACUGCAAAUAUAAAGACGGUGAAAAUAGAAUUUUUCAAGAAUAAUCAUGUUGUUGCAUGGAUGUCCUUUAAUGGCAGACAUACAGAUAAGAUGAACUGGUUUAGUAGAGCAAAUCUAGCAGACAGUAGUUUUAAUGACUUGGAAUCCUGCAGUACAUUUAACUUCUUUUCAAUAACUGGAAAUUCACGGCGCAAGUUUUUUGUAAAUAAAAGUUAUCAUGGAUGUCCAGGAGAUGAUGGAUGGUUUGUUGUUAUUGAUCAAACUCCUUAUUGUCCAUGGGAAAAGAAAGGAGCCAUUCCACUUUUCCUGUACACCAAAAACUUCACACCUAGAAACUGGACCAAUGAUACGGCUGUUCCAGCAGAUACCAUGAUUAUAUCUGUUCUUUGUAUUGUAUAAAGUGCAAAAAGAGACAGAGAAGAAGGAUCAGGAAAAUAUAUUGACAUAAUAUGUAGCAAUAUUUUAAUUGUAACUUGAUAUUCAGGUGGUACCAAACAUCUUGGUUAAAUUGAUUUGGCUCGUUUCAUUUUCGUUAAAUAACAAACUAUUAACUUUGGCCCUUUGACAGAAAUAUAAAAAUGUAAAACACAUGUUAUCGAGAAAAAAUAAAUAUUAUUGGAUA
This is a messenger RNA of Mytilus californianus (California mussel), 998 nucleotides long. RefSeq lists its product as uncharacterized. The coding region runs from base 143 to 775 and encodes 210 amino acids. The transcript has 6 exons. Lineage: Eukaryota; Metazoa; Mollusca; Bivalvia; Mytilida; Mytilidae. The record is from RefSeq and is a predicted model, not a curated record.